This is a messenger RNA of Olea europaea var. sylvestris, 1002 nucleotides long. RefSeq names its product DNA-directed RNA polymerase II subunit RPB7. The transcript is spliced from 6 exons. Gene Ontology annotation, biological process: transcription initiation at RNA polymerase II promoter; DNA-templated transcription; positive regulation of translational initiation. The coding region runs from base 230 to 763 and encodes 177 amino acids. Gene Ontology annotation, cellular component: RNA polymerase II, core complex; P-body. Lineage: Eukaryota; Viridiplantae; Streptophyta; Magnoliopsida; Lamiales; Oleaceae. Gene Ontology annotation, molecular function: single-stranded DNA binding; single-stranded RNA binding; translation initiation factor binding. The record is from RefSeq and is a predicted model, not a curated record.
UAAUUUAAGUUGAGAAAAUUUAAUUUUUAUCACAGUUACUGUUCACUUAUUAUCUACAUGCUUGUUUGGACACAGCUUAUUUGGAGUUUAUAAGCUCCAAUAAGUAAGGGAACGGAUCCCAUACUCGAGAUUAUAAGCUUAUAAUAGCCAAACAUGCGUAAGUAUUACCCAAAGAAGCAACAUAAACAGUAAACACACACCCAUGCAUUCGCACAGAGUCUGAGAAGAAAUGUUUUUCCACAUGAUAUUGGAACGUAACAUGCAUCUGCACCCACGCCACUUCGGCCGUGAUCUGCGCGAUAAGCUCAUCACCAAACUGAUGAAAGACGUUGAAGGCACUUGCAACGGCCGACAUGGGUUCAUUGUGGCGAUCACUGGCAUUGAAAGCGUGGAUAAAGGGUUAGUUCUCGAUGGCUCCGGCUACGCUACAUUUCCGGUGAAGUAUCAGUGCGUUGUGUUUCGACCCUUCAAAGGAGAGAUUGUUGAAGCUGUUGUUUCCAUGGUUAACAAGAUGGGCUUUUUCGCUGAAGCAGGACCUGUGCAAAUUUUCAUUUCGAAUCAUUUGAUACCAGAUGACAUGGAACUUCAAUUAGGAGACAUGCCAAAUUAUUCAACUUCAGAUGGAUCUGUUAAAAUUCAGAAAGACUGUGAAGUUCGGCUAAAGAUUAUUGGAACUCGAGUUGAUGCUACAGAAAUCUUCUGUAUUGGCACCAUAAAGGAUGACUUUCUGGGUGUGAUUAGUGAUUCUGGACAAACUUCCUAAUGGCAAAUGCGGUUCGUGUCAUCUCCCAAACUCUUAACUCGAGCUCGUGAAGCUACACUCUGUUAAGUUUGUGAAGUACGUGAAGUUCUUUCAAUUGCUUGUCUGAAAAUAUCUCAUUUCAUUUUCGAUCAAUGGGCGAUGUGGCCGAGUUUCAUCUUUGAUUUCCAUUGAAAUAAAAAGGUUGACUCUCAUAUAUACUUUGUACAAUGCUUGCAAUCCUUAUAAAUAAUGCUGAGAGA